Messenger RNA from Pseudomyrmex gracilis, 694 nucleotides. Its product is annotated as DNA-directed RNA polymerase II subunit RPB1-like. The record is from RefSeq and is a predicted model, not a curated record. The transcript has 3 exons. Lineage: Eukaryota; Metazoa; Arthropoda; Insecta; Hymenoptera; Formicidae. Bases 38 to 694 code for a protein of 218 amino acids.
GCAUAAGCAUUAGAAAGUGAACAAUUGGAAUUACAACAUGAAGACAGUACUGUUGUUGUGUCUGAUCAUGGCUUGCGCCAUGGUCGCAACGCCAUUUGCGUUACCUGGGUUAGCAGGUGGUGUACUAAAGAACGUGAUUGCGUUAAAUGACCCUGACGUGAAUGUGAUUUCUUCUCAAUAUUCCGGUGGUUCUUCCGGUGGUUCUUCCGGUGGUUCUUCCGGUGGUUCUUCCGGUGGUUCUUCCGGUGGUUCUUCCGGUGGUUCUUCUAGUAGUUCUGGUAACUUACCAGGAGAUGUACCAAGCAAUUUUAACGUAGCAAACAACCCGACAGUGAAUAUUUUUUCAAACGAUGUGGACACAAGAAAUGGUAAUGGUUCUUCUGGUAGCGGAUGUGGAUGUUCAGGAUCACCGACAGGACCAACUGGAUCACCGACAGGACCAACUGGAUCCCCGACAGGACCAACUGGAUCCCCGACAGGACCAACUGGAUCACCGACAGGACCAACUGGAUCCCCGACAGGACCAACUGGAUCACCGACAGGACCAACUGGAUCCCCGACAGGACCAACUGAAUGCCCGACAGGACCAACUGGAUCACCAACAAAACCAACAAAACCAACAAAACCAACAAAACCAACAAAACCAACAAAACCAACAAAACCAACAAAGCCAACAGGACCUCCAUGUCACUAA